Lactuca virosa is the source of this 923-nucleotide messenger RNA. NCBI's taxonomy places the organism in Eukaryota, Viridiplantae, Streptophyta, Magnoliopsida, Asterales, Asteraceae. The record is from the annotation of a GenBank genome assembly.
AUGAGAUGCGCCAUUUUCCAUCCUGGUCUGCAUAGUUUGAUGGAACAAAGAGAUUGGAACGAGUUGCCCAUUCACUGUCUCGUUGAGAUUUUUGGGAGAGUCGGAAUUGAAUCACUCGUAGAGACUAUCCCUUUAGUCUGCAAGUAUUGGUAUGAUGCUACAUUCUAUCCUCAAUGUUGGGAACAACUCAUCUUUACUAAAUCCCGCUGUUUACAAUGUUCCAAACCUCCCAAGCCGAGAUUGGAAUUAGACGAGGAUUCAUGGUCAGAUCUUUGUCUCAUGAUGCCACUUGACUAUACCAAGUAUGCCGAUGAUUCUGUAGACAAGUUCCUUCAAUUUGCAAUCAAGCGUAGCCAUGGACUUGUAACCACGAUUGUGUUUCACCCUGAAUCGCUUUUGAAAGCAGGCCAAAUUGCAUGGAUGGCUCAAAGAUGUCCCUCUUUAAAGCAAUUGGUUUUACCAAGGUAUUUGAGCUAUGUGAUUAACUUUGAAGUCUCAAACUCUAUCUGCAACUGGAAAGAAUUAGAGGCUUUACAAAUUGCGUCCUUGAUCGGAUUGAAGAAAACCAUUGCCAACAUUAGUAAACACUGUCACAACUUCAAUCAUUUAAGCAUUUAUGUUCCAUGGCUCGAUGCAGAUGUGGCUUUAGCCAUAGCGUCCCAACUGCCACACAUUAAGACUCUAGAUUUAAGGUUGUCGGCCAUUGAAAGGAACGAUUUAAUCGUGAUCCUAAAAGGGUGCCAGGAACUUGAGCAGCUCGAUGUGAGCAAGUUUAAAGGUGUGGCUGGCGAUCAGGAGGUACAGGAACUUGCAAGUCGUAUUCGUGUAUUUAAACACGAGGGAUCUCGUGCUUCUUGUCUUCAUCAAUAAUAUAGUUGUCGUAAUUGUAGUUGGCAUGAAGUCAAAACGUUAAUUAAUAUGAC